Molecule: messenger RNA, 2690 nt
Organism: Globicephala melas (long-finned pilot whale)
Lineage: Eukaryota; Metazoa; Chordata; Mammalia; Artiodactyla; Delphinidae
Gene: PAX2
Product: paired box 2
Biological process (GO): regulation of transcription by RNA polymerase II; anatomical structure development
Molecular function (GO): DNA-binding transcription factor activity, RNA polymerase II-specific; RNA polymerase II cis-regulatory region sequence-specific DNA binding
Source: RefSeq, a predicted model, not a curated record
CCUCCCCUCGCCGGCACCGGAGUGACAGGCGCGGGGCCCUCCUCGCCGAAGCUCGGGGCUCCGGCGCUGGCGAAUCACAGAGUGGUGGAAUCUAUUGCCUUUGUCUGACAAGUCAUCCAUCUCCCAGCGCGGGGAGAGGGAGGGGGUCUGGAGGGGGCUUUGCAGCUUUUAGAGAGACACACACCGGGAGCCGAGGCUCCAGUCUCUGGCCGAGUCUUCUCGCAAACGCAACCCACCUGGGGCCAGUCCAGUGCUGCCGGCGUCCCUCGGCUCCCUCCCUUCUUCCCUCCCUCCCGGCCCUUCGGCCGCGGCGGAGCGCGCCAGCCUUUUCCGGGGGCGGGGGCCCGGCUCGAGCUCUCCCCUCCCGAAGGCGCCCGCUCGGACAUCCCGAGGAUUGCUACUUCUUUGCCAACUUCGCCAACUCACCGGCACUUGGAGCGGCCCGGCUCCCCGCCCGGCGCCCUCGGGCCGGCCCUGCUCCUCGGCUACUCCGACUGCCGCCACUGGAUGAAAGGGUUCCAGGGGAGCUGAGCGAGCCGUCUCCCCCGCCCAGCCUCAGCCCUGGCCGCAGCUGCCGCGCGCGCCAUGCGACCCCAGGUCCCCCCGGCCCGGCCUGCCACCCCGGGGCCGUUCUGCUGACCGCCCAGCCCCGCGCCCCGACGGUGGGAAGUUCCGGGCGCUGCGGUUGCAAGCUCCGGCAGGCCCGGGAGGAGUCCUUGCGGGGAGCGCAGCGCGGCGCCCCCCGCCCCCGAGCGCUCCGCCGCAGCCGGGAGCCCGCUCACCCCCCCACCGUCCCUCCCUUUUUUCCUCAAGUCCUGAAGUUGAGUUUGAGAGGCGACACGGCGGCGGCGGCCGCGCUGCUCCCGCUCCUCUGUCUCCCCAUGGAUAUGCACUGCAAAGCAGACCCCUUCUCCGCGAUGCACCCAGGGCACGGGGGUGUGAACCAGCUUGGGGGGGUGUUUGUGAAUGGCAGGCCCCUGCCCGACGUGGUGAGGCAGCGCAUCGUGGAGCUGGCCCACCAGGGUGUGCGGCCCUGCGACAUCUCCCGGCAGCUGCGGGUCAGCCACGGCUGUGUCAGCAAAAUCCUGGGCAGGUACUACGAGACCGGCAGCAUCAAGCCCGGAGUGAUCGGCGGCUCCAAGCCCAAAGUGGCAACACCCAAAGUUGUGGACAAGAUUGCUGAAUACAAGCGACAGAACCCGACUAUGUUCGCCUGGGAGAUCCGGGACCGGCUCCUGGCGGAGGGCAUCUGUGACAAUGACACAGUGCCCAGCGUCUCUUCCAUCAACAGGAUCAUCCGGACCAAAGUUCAGCAGCCUUUCCACCCAACGCCGGAUGGAGCCGGGACCGGAGUGACUGCCCCUGGGCACACCAUCGUUCCCAGUACGGCCUCCCCUCCUGUUUCCAGCACCUCCAAUGAUCCGGUGGGAUCCUACUCCAUCAAUGGGAUCCUGGGGAUCCCUCGCUCCAAUGGUGAGAAGAGGAAACGUGAUGAAGAUGUGUCUGAGGGCUCAGUCCCCAAUGGAGAUUCCCAGAGUGGCGUGGACAGUUUGCGGAAGCACUUGCGAGCUGACACCUUCACCCAGCAGCAGCUAGAAGCUUUGGAUCGGGUCUUUGAGCGUCCUUCCUACCCUGACGUCUUCCAGGCAUCAGAGCACAUCAAAUCAGAGCAGGGGAACGAGUACUCCCUCCCAGCACUGACCCCUGGGCUUGAUGAAGUCAAGUCGAGUCUAUCUGCAUCCACCAACCCCGAGCUGGGCAGCAACGUGUCGGGCACGCAGACAUACCCCGUUGUGACCGGUCGUGACAUGGCGAGCACCACUCUGCCUGGUUACCCCCCUCACGUGCCCCCCACUGGCCAGGGAAGCUACCCCACCUCCACCCUGGCAGGAAUGGUGCCUGGGAGCGAGUUCUCCGGCAACCCGUACAGCCAUCCCCAGUACACGGCCUACAACGAGGCUUGGAGAUUCAGCAACCCCGCCUUACUAAGUUCCCCUUAUUAUUAUAGUGCCGCCCCCCGGGGCUCCGCCCCUGCCGCUGCUGCCGCUGCCUAUGACCGCCACUAGUUACCGCGGGGACCACAUCAAGCUUCAGGCCGACAGCUUUGGCCUCCACAUCGUCCCCGUCUGACCGCCCACCCCGGAGGGAGGGAGGAUCGACGCGACAAGAAGCCUCCCGGCCACCGCCCCAGACCCACCCCAUCCCAGGACCCCUACAGCCCUUCACUUCACCCCGUCGAAGGCCGGACAGGACGGGUGGAGCCGCGGGCGGGACCCUCAGGCCCGGGCCCGCCGCCCCCAAUCCCGCCCGCCGCCCCUCCCCGCCUGCCUGGACAACGCGGCGUCGCGAGGAGGGUCCGACACAGCUCAUCCCCGCCUCGCCCGAGCCGACCCGGGAGUCGACCAGCCACACCGCCGGACUCUGGCCGGGCCCGCCGCUGCGCGGGGGACACGUUUCUGUGACACACAAUCAGCGCGGACUGCAGCGCGGCCCAGCCCCGGAGCAGCCCGCCUCGGACGCUCCGGCGCCGGGAGGCUUCGCUGGGCAAAGGAAAUUAAGAACAAAACGAUGUUCUGCAGAAGGGGGAACAGCCUCCCACCAAGUCCCCGGGAAAAAGUCCGCACCCCGGCGCCAACCGGACUGCUCCCACCUGUGCCCUGCCCAGAAGGUGGAAUGGAAUGGGGGCGUGA